AUGUCAUCCUACCGAAGAGUAUCACAGCACGAAAGCGCACCCAAUUCCGAUGGUUCCAACAACUUGGAAGGCGGCUUGACGAGGUCUCGAAUGGAACGGCUGACAGAUAAAGCAACUGCUGUUGCUUGGGUGGUGCUGGCGGUAUUUGUGGCACGGUGGACCGGCUUCUACACUACCAUUUUGACGGGUGAGAAUGCCAAUCGAUUCUUGUUGAGAUUAGCGGUCUUGGGGUUUGGAACAGUGACAUCGCUAGUUCUCUACUUGACGGUAUACCUGCCGAAAGUGGUUGGUCUCAAGGCGGAUUCCAGUGCCUGGAAUGUCUAUUGUCCCAAGGUCGUUCCUACCAUUACAGCUCUGGCUGUAGUAUCCUAUUUGCUAGCGAUCCGAGGAGCAUGGCCUGUGUAUGGAUGUUUGACACCUCUCAUCUUUGGGACCCAAAUGAUGGGGGCACUCAUGUCGUUGCAUUUCGUCCCAGCAGGAAAUUUGUUUUGA
This is a messenger RNA of Cylindrotheca closterium, 492 nucleotides long. The record is from the annotation of a GenBank genome assembly. Lineage: Eukaryota; Bacillariophyta; Bacillariophyceae; Bacillariales; Bacillariaceae.